ACAAGAACUGCGAUUAGUCGAGAAAGAAACUUCAACGAGACAUCAUUCCUAUCUCUAUCUCUCUCUUUUUUUUCUAUUUAAUAAAAAUAGUUAUUGAAAACGUAAACAAUAAUGGAACGUUGGGCUGGUAAAAUAGCUAUAGUUACUGGUGCAUCUAGUGGAAUGGGAUUAGCAAUAGCAAAAGCUCUUGUACAAAAUGAUGUAGUCGUGAUCGGAUUUGCUAGAAGAAAAGAGAAAAUGCAGAGCGAAAUGCAGAAUGUUAAGGGAAAAGGUAAAGGAAAGUUCUAUGCUUGUGAGUGUGAUGUCACUAAGGCCGAAAGUAUCGAACAAGCAUUCGAAUGGGUCAAGAAUAAUUUUGGAACAAUCCAUAUUCUGGUGAACAAUGCUGGGGUCUCCUCAGAUGCCAAAUUUAUGGAUUCAUCUAGACCUGAUUGGAAAAAAUUAUUCGAUAUAAAUGUGUUGGGUUUAAUUGAUUGUAGUAAACGUGCCGCUAGAAUGAUGUUAGAUUCUAACGUGGAAUGUUACAUUGUUAAUAUGAACAGUGUCUUAGGACACAACGUUGAUCUUCCGGGUUUUACACUUAACUUUUACCCAUCGUCCAAAUCCGCUUCUGUUGCUGCUACUGAGAUCAUACAAAAGGAAUUACAUGGCAGCAAAAUUCGAGUGACGAGUAUCAGUCCAGGAUUAGUAUCUACGAAUAUAAUGCAGGCCAAUAACUUCAACAUAAAGGAGUCGUAUAAGUCUUUGUAUGCAUUGGAACCUAAUGAUGUCGCAAAUGCCAUUAUUUACGUAAUUGGAACCCCACAACGCGUCCACAUUACAGAAUUGAUUAUUAGACCAUUCGGAGAAGUUAAAUAUGCGGUGUAAAUAUAUAAUUAGAUUAUGUAUAAUAUUCAAGAUAAAUAUUAUAUUGUUAUUAUCUUUGUCAAAACACAAUAAAGU
Molecule: messenger RNA, 942 nt
Organism: Vespa mandarinia (Asian giant hornet)
Lineage: Eukaryota; Metazoa; Arthropoda; Insecta; Hymenoptera; Vespidae
Product: farnesol dehydrogenase-like
Source: RefSeq, a predicted model, not a curated record